Messenger RNA from Besnoitia besnoiti, 1113 nucleotides. RefSeq names its product PIG-P protein. The record is from RefSeq and is a predicted model, not a curated record. Bases 1 to 1113 code for a protein of 370 amino acids. The transcript has 3 exons. Lineage: Eukaryota; Apicomplexa; Conoidasida; Eucoccidiorida; Sarcocystidae.
AUGCCGCCUCCUUCAGCGUCCUCCAGCCCGAAUCCAGCCUGUCCAUCUUCCUCUUCGCCCUCCGCAGACGCCGCCUCUCCUGACGCUGCCUGUGCCUCCCGCUGCGAAACAUAUUGCGCAUGCCGCUGCGUGACCGCGUCCCCCAGCGCCCGGGCGCGGCGCUGCGGCGGCACUCCGCCUCGCGCCUCCUCUGCAGCGCAUGUCCGUCGGCCUGCUGCAGAGUUUUCCUCGUUCUCUUCUUCGGCUGCGCCUGCGUGGGCGUGCUGCAGGUCUGCCUCCUGCCGUUCGUCGCCGUGCGCACCACGCUCGCGCGCGUCGCCGCCUACUUCUUCGCCCUCUGUCUUCUCUGCGUCCACAGCGCGUCUGCCUUCCUGCUGCGCGCUGACUGCGGCGGCAGUCUGUGCGUCUGCCGCCUCUCCGCUGCCGUCCGCCGCGGCUUCGCCGGCCGUUUCCGAGGAGCUUCCGCCCCGCCCGCCAAGUCUCCGCAGGGCUUCUUCUGCGUCACGCCCGGAUCUGGUCGACUCGGCGGCGGAUCGCGAAUCACGCGCCGCGACUGACGGCGCGCAGAUGUCCACAGAGGUCUACGGCUUCGUCUCCUGGAUCGCCUCGUUCGCCGCCGUUCUCUUCUUCUUUCUGUGGGCCGCAGUCCCCCACAAGUACUUCCACCGGCUCUCCAUCAACUACCUCAUUGAUCCGUACUGGGCGCUUGCGUUUCCGGUCAUCUUCUUGAUCUGCGUCGCCACGACUUUCUUCCUCUACACGGCGCUCAACCUGUUGAACACGCCCUCUCUGGAGUCUCUCGAUCUCCUGCCAGACUCUUCUCACCUCGCCGGCGUGCCUGAGCAGGCCCACAGGACGCUGUGGCGGGCUGCUGCCGUCUCGUCGGCCGCCGUCGCAAGUCUGGCUUCCGGCGCGGAGGCGGCUCCUGAUGUGUCUUCAGUGCGUCCGUCGCCUCCGCCGCGCCGUUGUCAGGUCCCUGUUAUCCACGAUCUGCCGCCUGGCGUCGUGAACAGAAUUCUGUUUCCGCUUGCUGCCGCCGGUCACGGGCGCGAGGCUGCGCACGGCAGCUUCGAAACCGAGAAAACGCCUCGAUGCCGACGUUUGAUUGCGUAA